Aspergillus nomiae NRRL 13137 is the source of this 772-nucleotide messenger RNA. RefSeq lists its product as uncharacterized. Bases 211 to 657 code for a protein of 148 amino acids. NCBI's taxonomy places the organism in Eukaryota, Fungi, Ascomycota, Eurotiomycetes, Eurotiales, Aspergillaceae. The record is from RefSeq and is a predicted model, not a curated record. The transcript has 2 exons.
AUAGCAGGCUGCAUUGAUAGUCCCAACCAAAAGUCAAUCCACAAGAUAUCUUACCCAUACUUGAAGAUAUAUUCUAUGAUGCAGACUUUGAUUAUGAAGUCACCCUAUUAAUCGCCACUACCUAUCAUUGCACCUCUAAGCUAGCAUUGUUGCUAGGAUACCCCAUACCGUCGCAACUUGUGGAAUUCAGCUUAGGCAAAAGCAGUCGAAAUGGGCUCAGCAUCAAACUUCGCCAAGACAAUCAUCAUCCCAGCCGCCAUCUCCCUAGCGCUCUACCUUCUCUUGUCGUUCCUUAUAAUCCCUUUCUUCCGUCGCUAUCACCAACGAUACUCACAAUAUCUUCCCUUACACACCAUCUCUGCGCAUACCUCCACACUCCGGGACCGUAUCGCUGAUGCAAUGAUGCGUCUAUUUCUACCGACAGCAUGGCGACAACAGGCACGAUUUGACGACCAACACGAUAACAUUAGUAUCUUUGACGAGGAAGGAGAGAUCAUGGUUGGGAUGGAUAUGGACCCUGCACGAAGGGAAGCCCUGGAACGACGGCGCAGUACUGUUGCCGAAGCAGAAAGCCGACUCAGUCGUGAGCUGGAAGAAGGAUUUAUGGACGACAGUGAUGAAGAGGGAGAUGGUCGACAAGGCACAAGAGGACAUUGAUAUUCCUUCGUAGACAUUCACGGGUCCGUAUGGCGUCUGAAACGGCUUAGACAAGAUAAAUACCUGCGACUAUGUCCGCUGCAUCAACUAUCCUCUCCAACGUACCCUUUCUGCA